AUGUCCAUGCAUCAGAACCUUGAGGAUGCGAUAUGUCUUCUGGCGUUAAUCUCAGACCGUCCACCGGGCCUCAAAGCACCAACACAAGAGAUGGAACCUAGUGAUAUCGAUAGAGUGUUGGAGUCUUAUCCCAACGACGAGGAAUUCAAAGACCCAAAAGAUCCAACUGUCCUGAUCCAGAGGGUGAACAAUACCGCAUCGAGCUUAAAAACCAAUUCCUCGACCGAUUUGCCGAAACUCUAG
Penicillium hordei is the source of this 243-nucleotide messenger RNA. RefSeq lists its product as uncharacterized. The coding region runs from base 1 to 243 and encodes 80 amino acids. NCBI's taxonomy places the organism in Eukaryota, Fungi, Ascomycota, Eurotiomycetes, Eurotiales, Aspergillaceae. The record is from RefSeq and is a predicted model, not a curated record. The transcript has a single exon.